GUCUGCGGGGACGAGCUUCCCUCCGGCUGUGCAGCACGCGGGGGACUCUGCGGGGCAUCAACAAGCGUGUCAUAGACCGCAUCAUCCGGGUGGACCAUGCCGGGGAGUACGGGGCGAACCGCAUUUACGCGGGGCAGAUGGCCGUGCUGGGCAGGUCGAGCGUGGGGCCGAUUAUCCAGGAAAUGUGGAAUCAAGAAAAAGACCACCUGAAAAAGUUCAAUGAACUCAUGGUUGCAUACAGAGUUCGACCUACUGCUUUAUUGCCUUUCUGGAAUGUAGCAGGUUUUGUUUUAGGGGCUGGAAGUGCUUUACUUGGAAAGAAAGGUGCAAUGGCUUGCACAGUGGCAGUGGAAGAGAGUAUAUCAGACCACUACAACAACCAGAUCCGAACUCUUAUGGAAGAAGAUCCAGAAAAAUACAAAGAACUAUUGCAGGUAAUAAAGCAAUUCCGGGAUGAUGAACGGGAGCACCAUGACAUUGGGCUUGAGCACGAUGCAGAAGCUACACCAGGCUACUCUGUUUUGAAGACAGCUAUACAACUUGGAUGCAAAGCUGCAAUAUUUUUAUCAGAAAGAAUUUAGUGAUAUUUUCCACACUGGUUGUGGCAGUAAACUGUGACACAAAAG
Messenger RNA from Acanthisitta chloris (rifleman), 626 nucleotides. RefSeq names its product coenzyme Q7 homolog, ubiquinone (yeast) (gene COQ7). NCBI's taxonomy places the organism in Eukaryota, Metazoa, Chordata, Aves, Passeriformes, Acanthisittidae. Gene Ontology annotation, cellular component: nucleus; mitochondrial inner membrane. The annotation marks the transcript as partial. The transcript is spliced from 5 exons. The record is from RefSeq and is a predicted model, not a curated record. Gene Ontology annotation, molecular function: 3-demethoxyubiquinol 3-hydroxylase activity. Gene Ontology annotation, biological process: regulation of reactive oxygen species metabolic process; determination of adult lifespan; ubiquinone biosynthetic process.